AUGCCUGGCAGAUUGGAGCACAAGGUCGCGAUUGUUACAGGCGCUGGCUCUGGGAUUGGACUCGAGUCGUCCCUCCUUUUCGCCUCAGAGGGCGCUCACGUUGUUCUCGCUGAUAUCAAUAUCGACGCAGCCAACAAGACCCAAGGUCUUUUGAAAGAGAAAUACCCCAAUGCCCCCAAGGCUUUAACCGUUAAAGUUGACGUGAGCAAGGAAGCAGAUCUCAAGGCUCUAGUCGACAAGACUGUGGAAGAGUUUGGACGUCUCGAUGUUAUGUUCAAUAAUGCGGGUAUUAUGCACCCGCAGGACGAUAAUGCACUCAACACUGAGGAGAAGAUCUGGGAUCUUACAAUGAACAUCAACCUCAAAGGUGUAUGGUGGGGGUGCAAGUAUGCUAUUCUUGCGAUGCGAAAGAACCCAACCGACGAGAGCAAGAAACUUCAUACUGGGGGAAGUAUCAUCAAUACAGCUUCGUUCGUCAGCUUGAUGGGUGCUGCGACUCCUCAGCUCGCUUAUACCGCGUCUAAAGGUGCCGUACUUGCUAUGACCCGCGAGCUUGCAAUGGUCCCCAUUGCUACUAUGCAUCCACAUCUCUCAUCGUCUGUUAUCUUCAUGCUUCCUAGUGGCCCGCUUAAAACUCCACUUCUUAUGGAUUUCCUCAACACCGAGGAGAAGCGCAACCGUAGGAUGGUUCAUCUUCCUAUGGGCCGGUUUGGUGAAGCAAUCGAACAAGCCCAAGCUGCUUUAUUCCUUGCAUCCGACGAGAGCAGCUACAUCACGGGUACCGACUUCAAGGUUGAUGGCGGUCUUUCUUCUUGCUAUGUUACAGCCGAGGGCGAGCCUGUUCUCCCACCCCCAGUAUCCUUGGCUCAGUGA
Molecule: messenger RNA, 873 nt
Organism: Rhizoctonia solani
Lineage: Eukaryota; Fungi; Basidiomycota; Agaricomycetes; Cantharellales; Ceratobasidiaceae
Product: Enoyl-(Acyl carrier protein) reductase
Exons: 12
Coding region: 1-873 (290 amino acids)
Source: RefSeq, a predicted model, not a curated record